AGUCAGCAGCAGCGGCGGAGUGAGGCCGCGUCUGCCGGGGGUUGGAGCGGGUCAGGUGUAGCCCCGCCCCUCCCGCGGCCCCGCCCCGGCCCAGGUGAGCCGCCUCGCCCCGCCCCGGCCCAGAUUGUGAGAACAGUAAAGGUGACCCAAAGAAGAGCAUUUUUAAAGAUACACAGUCAUUGGGGGUGAUACCAGAUUCACAAUGGAGGUUCCCUCAGCAACGAAGUUUGGUGAGACCUUUGUGUUUGAGGACAGGCAAGAACUUUUCCCAGGGGAGGACCUGGGGCACCCUUUUCUUCAGGAAAGAGGUUUGGAACAAAUGGCUGUUAUCUACAAGGAGGUCCCUCUUGGGGAGCAAGAUGUGGAACAGGAUGAUUACGAGGGGAAUUUCAGUCUGUGCUCAAGCCCUGUUCAGCAUCAGACUAUCCCCUCUGAAACCAGACCCCAGGAUGAGGAGGUAUUUGGUGAAACCUUUCUCCAGAAAUCUGAUCUCAGUGUAUGUCAGAUAAUCCAUGGUAGAGAAGAGUCCAGUCCACCUGAUUGUAAGGAAGCAGGCAGGGGGUACUUGGGGUCUAAGGUAUCUCACAAUAUCCCACAGCCAGCCAAACCCUAUGCAUGUCAUGAGUGUGGGAAGGCCUUCAGCCAAAGCUCCCACCUUCUCCGACACCUGGUCAUCCACACUGGGGAGAAGCCCUAUGAGUGCUGUGAGUGUGGGAAGGCCUUCAGCCAGAGCUCCCACCUUCUCCGACAUCAGUUCAUCCAUACUGGGGAGAAGCCCUAUGAGUGCCAGGAGUGCGGGAAGGCCUUCUGCCAGAGCUCAGCCCUCACACAACACCAGAAAAUCCACACAGGAAAGAGGCCUUAUGAGUGCAGGGAAUGUGGGAAGGAUUUCAGCAGAAGCUCCAGUCUCCGAAAACAUGAGAGAAUUCAUACAGGAGAGAGACCUUAUCAGUGUAAGGAAUGUGGGAAAUCCUUCAAUCAGAGUUCAGGCCUAAGCCAGCAUCGGAAAAUCCACACUCUGAAGAAACCCCACGAAUGUGAUCUUUGUGGAAAAGCCUUUUGUCAUAGGUCCCACCUUAUCCGGCAUCAGCGGAUUCACACAGGGAAGAAACCUUACAAAUGCGAAGAGUGUGGGAAGGCCUUCAGCCAGAGCUCCAACCUCAUUGAACAUCGGAAGACCCACACUGGUGAGAAACCUUACAAGUGUCAUAAGUGUGGGAAGGCCUUCAGCCAGAGCUCGUCGCUCAUUGAGCAUCAGCGGAUCCACACUGGGGAGAAACCCUAUGAGUGCUGUCAGUGUGGCAAGGCCUUCUGCCACAGCUCUGCACUGAUUCAGCACCAGAGAAUACACACUGGCAAGAAACCCUACUCCUGCGAAUGUGGAAAGGCCUUCCGGCACAGGUCAGCUCUCAUUGAGCAUUAUAAAACCCACACCAGAGAGAAGCCCUAUGUGUGUAACAUGUGUGGCAAGUCCUUUAGGGGGAGCUCACACCUGAUCCGGCAUCAGAAAAUCCAUGCUGGGGAGAAGCUGUAGAUGGGGCCUUUUUCCAGAUGUUGGAAGCCUUUGCCAGAUGGAGCCCAUACAUACAUUUCUUUGUCUCUUAGACUCCACCUACCUCCCUGAUAACAAUGCUGGAUGGAAAUUCUCCCACAAGGCCCUCCUGACCAUUCCCCCUAGCAGGAAGGUUCCACAUGACACCUGGCCAAGCACACCAUGCUCUCAACAGGCUUCCUGGGUGAAGGGAGGAUGGGAUAAUAGGGAAGUGAGCCCCCAAAGAGAACAGGUUUUCAGUUUCUCAUUCUCAUUUUGACUCUCAAGCCUAUGAAAUUUUGUUUUGCCCUCUCUUCAUUUUUUUCCAAGUCUAGAAGAAGAAGAAAUUUCAAGAGGCAGAAAAUUUAGUUAAGCCCAGGAAAAUGUCAAAUGAACUUUAAAUCAGUCUGCCUCAGUCUGACACUUUCAGAAGUUAGAAAUCAUGCUUACAGUCCAAGUCAGCUGAAGAAAAUGAAUUCAGUAGAUAGAGCAGAGGCAAAAUAGAGUUGUUUGCCGGGGUUGGGCAUUAGGGAGAACCAAAACAGGUUAAUAGGACAAAGGAGGGUGAGAGGGAUUGGGAGUGACAGCAGUGAGCCCUUAGUGUGGUCUUAUAACUUAUCAUUAGGGAAGAUUCUGUCAGGUGGCUCUGUCAUAAGAGGGUGGAAAUUUGGUCCUCUUGUGGGCAAAGUAUAUUUAACAUCUGGCUGUGACUUAGCUGGGGAUGUUGGAAGCAGGUGAUGAGAGGAAGAGGCUGGGUUCAAGUCCCAGGACUACUCCAUCCUAUUUGUAUGACAUUGAGCAAGUCCCAUAACUUGCCCCAGGGUCUGUUUCCCCUUCCAAGGGAUUGGGGUGAUGGAACCUGGACACUUACCUCUAAGAGUAGGAACCAGGCUACACUUGAAAGUGUUUUGGCAGUUGAGAAUGGAGAACCUUAGUGACCCCUGCCUACCCAGAAGCACAUUCCCUGCAGACCAGAGAAGUGUCCCACAUACUGAUGCUUUCUCCUAGACACCAACUUGAGCCUUCUGCUGCAGCAGUGUCAUCCAUGCUCCUGUAUUCUCUGUCCUAAUGGAAUUCACUUGGGGGCUAUUUAAAAAGUCCCCUUACCCAUGUCCCACUAGACCAAUUUAAUCGGCAUCCCCAUAGUUGGGUCCCUGACAAUGGUUUUUUUCAAAACUCCCCAGGUAAUUAGAAGUUAUAGUGUGUGGCCAAGAUGGGAGCCCUGUGCUGAGCUUUCAUGCAGCCCCAACAGCAUCUAAUGUCAGCCUGCUUGCUCUGGCCAAGCAAGCCUGUUUGCCAUUCUGUCUCAGUUUCCUACCCCCAGUCCCCUGGGUAUGAGCUCAGGCAGUGAUGAUUGGCCAAUAAAUAAGCCCUUGUCCCUGGCCAGGGAAUACCCCCUUGAUUUUCGUGGUGCUGGGGAUUGAACCUUGGCCUUGAACAUGCUAGGUGAGUGCUCUACCACUGAGCUACAUCCCCAGCAUCAUGGGUAUAUUAGUGCUGGCUAUCCCUCUUUCCAGGCUCCCAGCUUCUCAGAGGUAGUGGAGAAAGAGGCAAUCUGAGCUCUUUUGAAGUUUUCCAAAAGUUUACUUACCACUGGAAUCAGAUGAAUUUAUCAUGGUGAUGCUGGUUAUCUCAGUUUUUCAGAAGCUCAGUGUGGCAUUUAUAUAUAGUUUUGAUGAAUAAAUACGGAAAGCCGUAUUUGUUCUUUAAUAAGUGAGGCUUGGUAGGCCAGAGGUUUGGAACCAUGGGUGUGAUAUACUGGAGAAAUCCCGCUAAGAGUUCUGACUGCCCAGUGUCCCCAAGAAUCCUGUGCAUAACCAGCUGGACUCUGGAGGUCCAGGGCCUGACAGAUGGUCCCAGAUGCUGUUUACAGGCAGCUUUCACUCAAGGUCUUGUCAUUUAUCAGAAGUGAAGAGAGAAUGCUAAGAAACAGUUGGGGCAGCAGGUGGCAUUAGGCAGAGUCCCCUGAAAGAUCUACCUCUUUUUUACUACCCAUCCCCAUUCCACCUCAGCCCUGGUCAUCCUGUCCUUAUCCAGGAAGUGUCCAUCAGGGUCUCUCUCUGCUUUUCCUGCGUGUUCCAGCCAAAUUGAUUUCUAAGCACCACUUUGCACAUGUCACCAUUCUCCUUAAAGCUAUCUUUCAGGAGCUUUUCUGCACAUAGAUCCUUAUUUCAGCCAAACUGAUUUACCUCCUCUGAAAAAGCCACACAGAAUUCAGGCUGUUUGUUGCCCUCUCUUUUCAUGCCUGGAUUCUCAUAAUUCACUUUAUGCAGUUCUCACCUUUUGGAGUAUGCACUUUCUAUCUCCUCUUCCUCCCUCCCUCCCCCUUUCCUUUCCUUCUUUUUAUAUAACAUAGGAAUUAACCCAUCCCCCAAGGGUUAACAGAUUCUUCUGUAAACAUGGUUAGACCAGGCACUUUUCUAUUUUUUGGAUGUAUGUAUAAGCAGAGCCUUGUUUUGUUUUUUAAAUUUUUCACUGUUCUAUUAUGUAUUUUUUAGAACUAUCUUUUUAUUUAGAUUCCCAAACAAUGUAAAGUUAUAAUAAGAUAUGGUCCCUGAUAAUAUUUUAACUAUUUUUUAAUUGAGUUGUCUUUUUUUGCUUUACAUUUUUUCUCUUCUUCCUACAGUGAUUUAUAUAGAUGUUGUUGAGUGUUAUAAAACUCCAGUUUUUGAUUUUGUUUGCUAAUUUGUUUUGUUAAAACAUGUUUUCUCUCUUUCUCUCUCAGCUUAAUACUUUCCAAUUCUAAGAUUAAUCAUUUAGAUAUGAUUAAUCAUAUAUAUAUAUAUAUAUAUAUAUAUAUAUAUAUAUUUGGUACCAGGGAUUGAACUCAGGGGUGCUUAACCACUGAGCCACAUCCCCAGCCCUAGUUUGUAUUUUAUUUAGAGACAGGGUCUCACUGAGUUGCUUAGCACCUCAUAGUUGCUGAGGCUGGCUUUGAACUCUCCAUUCUCCUGUCUCAGCCUCCCAAGAUGCUGGGAUUACAGCCACUGUGACUGGCUGAUUAAUCAUAUUUUUAUUAUCACUAAUAAAUGUAGGCACUUUGGUCUAUGGUUUUCUCAUUAUAGUCAUAGCUUUGUUUGCUCUCUAUGUACGUUUUGAUGUUUUGUUUUGUUUUGUUUUUUUGGGGGGGUUGUUAUUUCAGCAUUGGAAAUUUCCUUUUGGCCCAGAUGUUUUCUAAAAAAUAUUCCCAAUUGUUUAAUGCGUAGGUCUUUGCUGCUUAUUUCUUGUACUGUAUUAUCAACAUUUCUAAAUGUCCAUUGAACUUCUUUGGGCCAGGGUAUAUUAUCAACUUUUAUAAAGCAUUUGUGUUCUCUCAAAAACUGUUUUUAUUUCAUCAGUUCUAUUUGUCAACUCAAUUUUUGGAUUAUUUAAUUCAAAUCCAUACUCUGUAUAAAUUUCAUUUAUUUUGGAGAUUUUAAUCUGGGGUCUAAGGAACUACCUGGGACUAAGCAUGAAGGGGAUUUAGGAGCCCCUAAGAAUUGAACAAGUUGUGUGUGUUUGUGGAUUAAUGGAUUGUUUUGGGAGGGGGCUUGUAGCAUCCAUCAUCUUUUGAAAGUACUCUGUGACCCCCCAAACAGUUAUGAACACUCAUUUACCUGGUCUAGUCCUAGUCUGAUUUUUUUUCUUAGUUGUAGAUGGACACACUACUUUUAUUUUAUUUAUUUUUUUGAGGUGCUGAGGAUCAAAUCCAGUGCCUCACAUAUGCCCUUCAUAGUCUGAUUUUGUAUGCUUUUUCCUUUUGUUUUUUUGUGUGAUUUAUAUUUCACUUUUAUGUUUUAGUUGUUUUAAAUUGUUUUGUUGUUGUUGUUGUUAAUAUUAUUAUUAUUAUUAUUUUGAGACAGGGUCUCACUGUAUUGCCCAGGUUGACCUUAAACUCCUGGGCUCAAGUGGUCUUCCUGCCUCAGUGUCCUGAGUAGCUGGGACUAUAGGUGCACAUUAUCAUGUCUGGCUUCUAUUUCACUUUCAAUAUUUAUUUCUCUUUUUAUGUAUGUUGGUGUAGUUUUCUCAAAUCUUCUUUUGAGAAAUAGGCAUUUUUAAUAAUUACAUAUUAAAAACUGUGCCUUUUAGUGCCCUGUUUACCUCUUUUAAUGCUUCUAGCUUCAACUUUUCCAAAAUUGUGAUUGAAGCCUCUUGCUUUUCUUGAAUUUGCAUUUGCAUGAUUGAGUUUAGUGUUUUACUUUUUUAACUUGUGUAUAUAUUUUGCUGUGUGCCUGUAACUUAUAAACGGCAAAUUGUUGAA
Molecule: messenger RNA, 5771 nt
Organism: Marmota monax (woodchuck)
Lineage: Eukaryota; Metazoa; Chordata; Mammalia; Rodentia; Sciuridae
Gene: Znf70
Product: zinc finger protein 70
Exons: 2
Coding region: 203-1534 (443 amino acids)
Biological process (GO): regulation of transcription by RNA polymerase II
Molecular function (GO): DNA-binding transcription factor activity; RNA polymerase II cis-regulatory region sequence-specific DNA binding
Source: RefSeq, a predicted model, not a curated record